This is a messenger RNA of Olea europaea var. sylvestris, 858 nucleotides long. Its product is annotated as probable transmembrane ascorbate ferrireductase 2. Gene Ontology annotation, molecular function: oxidoreductase activity. Bases 124 to 822 code for a protein of 232 amino acids. The record is from RefSeq and is a predicted model, not a curated record. Lineage: Eukaryota; Viridiplantae; Streptophyta; Magnoliopsida; Lamiales; Oleaceae. The transcript has 4 exons.
UUAUUUUCUUUUAUUAAGAGAGAUCUGAAUAUAAAUGCAAAACGGACCCUCAACAUUAAUCUCGCUAAUACAGUUUCUUAUCUCAAUUAAUUAAUAGUAGUUUUUUUCUCUCAAAAUUUCCCAAUGACAGUACCGGAGGUUCGGUUUCCGAUAUUGGCGGUGGUGAGGAUAAUAGGAAUCGCAGUAAUGGCGUUGGUUCUAACAUGGACUGUGCAUUAUAGGGGAGGCUUAGCUCUGAUUUCCGACAACAAAGCUCUUAUUUUCAAUGUCCAUCCUGUAUUAAUGGUGAUUGGUCUUGUACUUCUGAAUGGUGAAGCCAUGCUGGCCUACAAGUCUGUCUCAGGAACAAAAAACUUCAAAAAAUCAAUUCAUCUGUGUUUGCAAUUCUUGGCAUUCUGUUUGAGCGUAAUUGGAGUAUGGGCUGCUUUGAAGUUUCACAAUGACAAAGGCGUCGACAAUUUCUAUAGCCUCCACUCAUGGCUUGGACUAGCCUGCCUUUUUUUGUUCGGAAUUCAGUGGGCUGCUGGAUUUGUAACCUUUUGGUAUCCCGGUGGUUCAAGGAACAGUAGAGCUAGUCUGCUGCCUUGGCAUGUAUUUUUUGGUGCGUAUAUUUAUGCUCUAGCUGUCGCUACUUGCACCACUGGUUUCUUAGAGAAAGCAACGUUUCUUCAAACACACAACAUAAUAGCACGAUAUUCAUCUGAGGCAUUGUUGGUGAACUCUCUUGGUAUGUUGAUAGUUGUUUUGGGUGGUUUUGCAAUUCUUGCUGUCAUAUCUCCUGUGUCUGACAAAGGUGACAUUCUCAGAGAAUCCAUAGAAUAGUUUCACUUUUGUAGACAGAGAUGUGAAGAGAUUGUA